AUGGAAAACCCCCCUUCCGAGUCCUCUAGCAUCUUACACAAUCAUCAAACUGGUGACCCAAAAAAGAAGAAGAUCAUUCUUGAGGAUGAUUACCCGAUUAUAUUAUCAGCCAAGUCGUCGAGUCAAGCCAACCCUCCUCCUCCUCCUCCAGGUUUGAAUCUUUCUUUUCUUAAUCAAAAGUUCGGUAACAAUUAUAAUCUUGGUGGAUCGGAGGUUGAACUUAGGCUAUUCAACGCAGGAGGAUCAUCUUCUAGGGCAAUGAAAGAAGCAUCUGAUGAGAGCGCCCACAACAAGAGAUCAUCAUCAGAACGUAGGGUUUUCUCAUGUAGUUUCUGUAAGAAAGAGUUCUCUACUUCUCAAGCUCUUGGCGGGCAUCAAAAUGCACAUAAACAAGAACGAGUGAUGACAAAACAUCGUCGAGAGCUUGGAUUAAUGGAUGGUGUUCAUCAUCAAUAUCCAUUCUCAUUUUACAAUCAGUAUUAUUCUAGCAGUACUCUACCUCAUCAUGCUUCUCUUUAUGGAUUAUAUGGUAAUAAAUCUUCACUUGGGGUGAGAAUGGACUCCAUGAUUCAGAAGCAAUCUAUUCAAUGGUCUCCUUACGGAUACCGGUUUGGUCCUAGUGAGAGAUCAAGCCAGGGAUUAUGUGAUAACCUUGAUAGGUUCAAGAUCCAGCAGGGUUUAAACCCUAAUUUGACAAGUGGGUUAGGAAACCCUAGCUCUUGUAGCCUUGGAGGCACAAGUAGUAGUGGACUUGGAAGAAUUGGAGAUGUCAAACCAUUAGAAGCAUCAAGCUCCUCCACCAAUAUUAAUAAUAGGCCAAGCAAUGAUCACUCAAAGGAGGAGAAAGAAGUACUUGAUUUAACUCUUAAGCUCUAG
Messenger RNA from Tripterygium wilfordii, 876 nucleotides. RefSeq names its product zinc finger protein 3-like. Bases 1 to 876 code for a protein of 291 amino acids. Gene Ontology annotation, biological process: negative regulation of abscisic acid-activated signaling pathway. The record is from RefSeq and is a predicted model, not a curated record. Lineage: Eukaryota; Viridiplantae; Streptophyta; Magnoliopsida; Celastrales; Celastraceae. The transcript has a single exon.